This is a messenger RNA of Exaiptasia diaphana, 750 nucleotides long. RefSeq lists its product as uncharacterized. NCBI's taxonomy places the organism in Eukaryota, Metazoa, Cnidaria, Anthozoa, Actiniaria, Aiptasiidae. The transcript has a single exon. Gene Ontology annotation, molecular function: protein binding. The annotation marks the transcript as partial. The record is from RefSeq and is a predicted model, not a curated record.
AUGAGACGAAACUCUUCGACGUCUUUCGAUUUUUCAUGUAGUUUCUUGUUCGACUUUUCAGACCGCCAAGAGAAAAAAUUCAAGCGAAUACAAGCUCACACCGACUUCAUAGAGAGCUGCUGUUUUUCAAACGAUGGUAGUCUUCUAGCUACCAGCUCUGGGGAUGAGACUUUAAAAGUUUGGAAAGUUAAUGAAGAGUUGUCGCUUCUGAAAACUUUUCAAGGCCAUGAAGGAGUGAUUUGGGACUGCGAUUUUAAUAUUGAUUCUUCGUUGCUCUGCUCAUGUUCAAGCGACAAAACUGUACGUGUUUGGGAUCUAACUAAAGAGAGAGAACUCAAAAAGAAAUUGCAUUCAGCUACUCUAUGGGUMUGUAGGUUUUGCCCCRGUUUUCCAACUACAGURGCUUCUUGCUCAUCAGAAAACAACUAYGAAAUUGUAAUCUGGGAUUUCYUUCAAGAUAGYRUUAUUCAAAUCAUCGAAGGACAUCGAAAUAUCGURGAAGAYAUCACUUUUUCUCCUGACGACGGCUCCACGCUUGCUUCAUGCUCUCGCGACAAAGAUGUCUUYCUCUGGAGGAACUACCAAACAGCGGAAAACUCAGCUCCAAUUAUUCUAAGUGGCCACAAGGCUCGUGUAAAUUCUUGCGCCUUUUCCCCUGUGAAUGACGAUAUGUUAGUGUCUUGUUCUUCAGAUUUAACGAUAAUAGUAUGGGAUACAGUAGAAGCAGAGAAACUACACGUCAUGUAUGGA